AAUGCAUUGGGAGCGACGCUUUUGGCUGAAACUGAAACUGAACCAUUACUAGAAACAGCACCGAUAGCACCACCAUCUCAACCACCAUCAUCACCGUCACCAACAGCACCCAGAACCCAAGUCCAAAACCAGAUCAGAUCCACGACCAUCAGCAGCAGCAGGAAAAAGAAGAACAAGGCCAAGACUCAGAGUAAGCAGCAGACAGCAACAGAAGCAGAAAGCAAUUGCAACGGGACGGCGGCCACAGCAACCAUGACAAGGACAACAAAGAAGAGCAGCAGGACCAAGCAAAAGGCAUCAGCAUCAACAGAAGCAUGUGCAGCACAUGGAGGAGCCGGAGGCGGAGGAGGAGUUAAGGGCAGCUUGGUGCUGACACCUCAGCAGAUCAACGGACUGCCCGUUUACAACCAACUGGAGAACGGCGGACGAUCGGCGGCGGGCACGUACAGCGGACAGUUUGCCUACUUCUAUCCGCACGACGGCUCGGCGCCCAGUAUGUUCCUGCUGGGCGAGGAUUCCUACCUCAAUGUUACCGAACAGCAGGAGCAGCAUCACAAUCAUCAGUUUGUCUAGGUGGUGGAGAAUAAGAUGUGGGAAACGCUUCAUGCUUGCUGGCCGUGCCCCUUGGCACUUAACGAUUACUGUUGAUUCAUAAUUCAUACAUUCGGUUGGCUACUUUCUUCGUUAACUGUAUGAUCAGAGGUCUAUUUAACUGUUCCUUUUCUAUAUAUCUCUAAUUUAAUGUGUCCGGCGACUGAAAAGCCUUUCCACGACACUUGGCACACACGCGCUCCUACUUUAAUAAUGUAACUAUCCCGAGAGUUUGAACCGCAGACUGAACUUCAGCCGCUGUUAGAUGUUGAACAGGGACACCACCUAAAUCACUGACCCACAAAAAGGACGAAAACGAUUGCGUAUCAUCAUUAAUUUGGCUAUAUGAAUCCUUUUACAUCGUACUCGCAAUAUUUACGUUAAUUGUGUAAUCUUCUUUGCUUACGAAAACUAAAUUUUAAUUUGUAAAACCUAUAGAAAGUGAAAAAAAAAAAUACAAAAAAAAAAAUAAUGUAAAGCCAAAAUUUAAUCUGUUCGGUCGAAAGUCGUUUUCAUCUUUUCCAACAUUCAUUAUUUGUAAUAAACCACCUACCCAAAAGCCCAAACU
Molecule: messenger RNA, 1159 nt
Organism: Drosophila erecta
Lineage: Eukaryota; Metazoa; Arthropoda; Insecta; Diptera; Drosophilidae
Exons: 1
Coding region: 253-573 (106 amino acids)
Source: RefSeq, a predicted model, not a curated record